Molecule: messenger RNA, 1577 nt
Organism: Cheilinus undulatus (humphead wrasse)
Lineage: Eukaryota; Metazoa; Chordata; Actinopteri; Labriformes; Labridae
Gene: peds1b
Product: plasmanylethanolamine desaturase 1
Exons: 8
Coding region: 45-1172 (375 amino acids)
Molecular function (GO): oxidoreductase activity
Source: RefSeq, a predicted model, not a curated record
ACUGUGAGUAGAGAGAUUGAAGGGGCUGGGCCCACAGUGGAGAAAUGGCGAGAAUGGUUAACGAGAACGGCGGUAGAGGGGAAACACAGAGCCCAGAGCCGCAAGGACCAGGUCGAGGUGCGGCUAGAUGGGGUCCACAACACGCCGGUGCCCGAGAACUGGCAAAUUUAUACUCACCAGGCAAAAGAUGUCAAGAAUGGAUAAGUGUAAUCCUCUGCUUCUCUCUCAUGGCCUUCAAUUUCAUACACCUCCUUGCCAAUUUCCAUUUGGGGCAUUUGUGGUCCAUCUUGUUAAGCAUUGUGGCGGGAAUACUGACCGCAGACUUUGCGUCUGGACUUGUGCACUGGGGGGCUGAUACGUGGGGGUCAGUGGAUCUUCCCAUCUUUGGAAAGGCGUUUAUACGACCAUUCAGAGAGCACCACAUUGACCCCACAGCCAUCACCCGUCACGACUUCAUUGAGACCAAUGGUGACAACUGCAUGCUGACCAUUGUCCCUCUAGCAAACAUGGCCUUCAACUUCCUCACCCUCUCCCCUGCGGAGAUUUAUCAUAUCUACCCCUGGUACUGCUACUUGUUUGCACUAGCCAUCUUUGUAACGCUCACCAACCAGAUUCACAAGUGGUCUCACACGUACUUUGGCCUGCCUCGCUGGGUGACGCUCCUGCAGGACUGUCACAUCAUCCUCCCUCGCAAGCACCACCGCGUCCACCACGUCUCCCCUCAUGAGACGUACUUCUGCAUCACAACAGGCGUUAAAGUUCCUCGCAAUUUCCGGCUCCUGGAGGAGCUGGAGGAAGGCCAGAAAGGUGUUGGAGAUGGAACAGUGAGCUGGGGUCUGGAGGAUGAUGAGGACAUGACCUUAACACGAUGGAGAGGGGUGAUCCUUGGCCCCCCAAGGACGAGCUAUGAAAACAGGAUGUACAAUCUGAAGGUUGAAUGUGGGCCAGAAUACCCAGACUCACCCCCGUUCGUCAAAUUUGUGACAAAGAUAAACUUGAAUGGCGUGCACACCUCCAAUGGUGUGGUUGACAUGCAUGCGGUGACUGCACUGGCCAAGUGGCAGAACUCCUACAGUAUCCAGAUGGUGCUGCUGGAGCUGCGACGGCUCAUGACCUGCAAGGAAAACAUGAAGCUUCCUCAGCCACCUGAGGGCCAGAUCUACUCCAACUGAGCCCCUGCUACUUUUGCCUCCAUCUUUUUCUCCCCCUCUCUCCCCCCUCCCUCUCCUAAACUGUUUUGCUUUUCAUCCCCCUCCUGCGCCAUCAGACAUUCCACCUCCUGCAGACACGUCGGCUGAGCAGACACACAGAGAACAGAUACAUGCAGACUCACACUGAUGCACACACAUACACACGUAUAUCUGUAUACACACCUAUUGAGCAUUCAUGAAAGUCAUUCCAAGCACUGGUCCCCCCUCCCCCUCCUCCCAUCACUGGAGCUCUGGGUGGGCUCAGGCAGAGUCCUCAGUCCACACCAGAUCUGAUCAUUCGGAUACUGUACAUGUUACUAAUCUUUUUUUAUUAUUAUUUGUUAAAAUGCAGAUUGUACAAUAACAUAAAUAAUCUUAUUGGGUGUA